AGCCGUAAAGCGAUGCUGACCUCAACUUGGAAGCGAUAUGAUUGGUCGAGAGACUAACUACGGGCAACAUUGUGAACAUUGCGCAAAAAAGGAAAAGGGCUUGGCCUAUCAAACGCCCUUCAACCUCAACCGAAGCCGUGUUAUUGUAUGUCUUGAUUACCUUUUUCGAUUUUAUUCCUGAUCUCACGGGAGAUUUCUGCAGAAUAUCCUAACUUCCAGAGUGUCUAUUAGACAACUAGCGAUUGAUCCGGGAGGAAAAGAGAAAGGGAUCAAUUUUUCCCUUCCUACAAGAACGGAUACCUACUCUUUCUGCAUCUUUACAGAAAGAAGUUAAACGUCGAGAUCAAAAUCCCUCUUUUUCUCUUCUCUAAUAUUCAUAUCCCCUAUCUCAGUCAGUUCUUGAAAGUCCGAAGAAGAAGAAGAAGAAAACAUGGUCCGCAUCAAACAUCGCUACCUCCUCAUCGACAUCCUCUACCCAACUCCUAGCUCUGAUAUCCCAUCAGCAGCAAAUGCCAAGGCCAGCAAAGGAGGUAAUCCAGACAUCCAAGCGCAUUUGCGAAUCCAUGCUCCCACGCCAGAUACGUUGAGUCCGGGCCUUUUGGCCAAGAUGGUUCGCGAGGAGGUCUCGGAGAUGUUUGGUGAUUGGGGGGUCGGUAGGUUAGGUGGUGCGGGGGCGGGGGGUGUUAGUGUAAAAUACCUCUCCCCCGCCACAUCAACCGCCAUAAUCCGCUGUCCACGCGCCUCCUUCCGUCUCGUCUGGGCCGCGCUAACUUACCUCUCCUCUAUCCCGGCGUCGAAUCGUCGUUCGGGACCCGGCUCCGGUGCGCGGUCGUGCGUGUUUCGCGUCGUGAGAGUUUCGGGGACGAUGCGGAAGGCGGAAGAAGAGGCGAUUAGGCGCGCGAGGAGGGAGGUUGUGAGGAUGAGGAAGGGGGAGGAGGAUAGUGUUUUUGAUUUUGGGAGGGGGGAUGUGGAUGGGGGGAAUGUGGUGGGGAGUGAGGAUGAAGAAGAUGAAGAGGAGGAGGAGGAUUUGGGUAUGGGUAUGGAGGAUGAGAGUGAUUGAUUAUUGAUUAUGAGGAGGGGGUUGUGGGGUGUUCUUUUUUUUUGGUCUCUGUGUUUGUUGUUGGUGUUGGGAGUUUGUGAUUGUUCCUAUGUAUACAUUGGAGAUACCCGAAGAUUUACUACUGUACAUAUAUUCAAAAAUGAU
Messenger RNA from Paecilomyces variotii, 1204 nucleotides. RefSeq names its product Rpp14/Pop5 family-domain-containing protein. The transcript has 2 exons. Bases 431 to 1060 code for a protein of 209 amino acids. Gene Ontology annotation, cellular component: ribonuclease P complex. Gene Ontology annotation, biological process: tRNA 5'-leader removal. Lineage: Eukaryota; Fungi; Ascomycota; Eurotiomycetes; Eurotiales; Thermoascaceae. The record is from RefSeq and is a predicted model, not a curated record.